Molecule: messenger RNA, 850 nt
Organism: Echinops telfairi (small Madagascar hedgehog)
Lineage: Eukaryota; Metazoa; Chordata; Mammalia; Afrosoricida; Tenrecidae
Product: cytochrome c oxidase assembly factor 5
Exons: 3
Coding region: 88-312 (74 amino acids)
Biological process (GO): mitochondrial respiratory chain complex IV assembly
Cellular component (GO): mitochondrion
Source: RefSeq, a predicted model, not a curated record
CUGUCUCGGGCGUCUCUCAGGCUUCGUGGAGUGACACUUGUUGCCGCACAAAGCGGCUGCAGUCCCGAGGGGGCGGCCGUCGUCGUCAUGCCCCGGUAUUAUGAGGACAAGCCGGAGGGCGGUGCGUGCGCCGGCGUGAAAGAGGACCUGGGCGCUUGUCUGCUGCAGUCGGACUGUGUGCUCCAGGAAGGGAAAACUCCGCGGCAGUGCUUGAAGGAAGGGACCUGCAGAGCCCUGCAAUACUCAUUUUUUGAAUGUAAAAGGUCAAUGUUGGAUACCAGAUCAAGAUUCAGAGGAAAGAAAGGCUACUGAUGCCGUUAUCUUGUAACCACAGUGAAAACAACAACGAAGGCAUCUCUCUGGUCUGGUCACUAAUGCAGAGAAGCCCACGUAGGAGAGACGCUGUUUGCUGUAUCUGCCUGGGUUCGUCUGGUUUUUCUCGCCACAGAAAACUGGGGAAAAUGGAUGAGUUCUUUUUGGAAAUAAGUAUGAAUAAAGAUUUUCUUGCAGUAAUAUGUAGAAGAAAAGUUUUAAUGGAGCAAUUAUGGACACAAAGUAAAUGUGUCUUGAAAAUUGUUAGAACAUUCUUAGAAAGCACAGAGAAUGAAAAGAUGGCUGGGUUCAGACUUGACUCUUCAAUGAAAUGACAUCACUUGUGACUACUGGGAAGAUUACUGGUUUGAUUGAACAAUAGCUUGGAGCCUGGAGAGAAGAUGUCUAUCAGGAAAGUUUUGGCUAAAUUUAUUUUAUGCAAUCGACCCUAGUUUUAAAAUAAAUUGUGUUUGAUUGCUUGGAGAAGAAAUACCUCGCUUUUACUUGAUUAUUGAAGUAAACCACCACAAAAUGUGAA